Menidia menidia (Atlantic silverside) is the source of this 3712-nucleotide messenger RNA. The record is from the annotation of a GenBank genome assembly. Lineage: Eukaryota; Metazoa; Chordata; Actinopteri; Atheriniformes; Atherinopsidae.
UGUAAAGUCAGGUUGGUUAUGAGUUCUCACCUCUCCUUCUUCCUCCCUCCAUGUCCCCCUCUCUGCUUGACAGACAGACUGAGCAGUAGAGCACAGCAAACAAAUUUUUUGUGUCACGGCAACCAGGAAACCAUUCAAAGGCUGAACCUGUGCGAAUGAGAACCGAGAGGAUGCCACAAAGGGAGACUUGAGAAGAGGCAGCUAGGUUUCAGGCCCCGGCAGAGAGCAUGUACCCACCGCCGCAUGUUGAUGAGCCAGCUCUGUUGUUGACCCGGAGAACGUAGGACUUUUGUGCCGCGGAGAUAAAUGCUGCCUCAAGCACAAACCCUGAAAUGAUGGAAGGAGAAGGAGACUUUGGAGGGUCUCAGACCUUAAAAUCGAACUCCCAGACCCCUACCUGUGGAGAUCGGCGACUGCUGGACAAGAGCCUCAAAAGACUGGGAAAGCUGCACGAGCUGUGCACAAACCCUCGACUGGGCUUGAGGAACAGCCCGCCAUACCUGCCAGAUCUGGUGCGUGAGACCUCAACCCUGCUCAAACAAGUGUGGGAGCCCUACCAAAGCCCCUGGUCAACUGGGGGCCAUGUGCCCCGGGGAGACGAAGCCAAAUACCUAAGAGUCCACAUCAGAAACCUGCUGGAUAAGACGGAAAGGGCCCUGCUGCUGUUUAAAGACGGACGGGAGAAGAUAUUCGAUGAGACGUCAAGCAACAGGAGGAACCUGACCAAACUGUCCUUGCUGUUUAGCCACAUGCUGUGGGAGCUGAAGGCCAUGUUUCCUGGGGGAUUCUUUCAUGGUGACAGCUAUAAGGUGACAAAGACUGAGGCAGAGGAGUUUUGGAGGGAUUCCUUUGGCAAUCGGUGUAUAGUGCAAUGGAAUAGUUUUAAAGAGCAACUGAGAAGAGUACAUUCGUUUGAAGAAGGGAUGGAGUCCAUGGCUCUGAAAUCAACGAUCGAUCUCACCUGUAAUGAUCACGUCUCAGUGUUCGAGUUUGACAUUUUCACAAGACUGUUUCAGCCUUGGCGAUCUCUCAUAAGAAACUGGAACCAGCUAGCAGUGACCCAUCCGGGCUACAUGGCCUUCCUGACCUACGACCAGGUUAAAGCUCGGCUGGAACACUACCUGCACAGACCUGGGAGCUACAUUUUUCGUCUAAGCUGCACAAGAAUGGGUCAGUGGGCUAUUGGCCAUGUGACCAGUGAAGGGGACAUCGUCCAGACCAUCCCCCAGAACACGCCGCUCUACCAAGCGCUCAUUCAAGGAUUCAAGGAGGGCUGCUACUUGUACCCAGAUGGUCGGGAUGUGAACCCUGACUUGACAAGCUUGUGUGAACCGGCACAAAGAGGAAAAGUCUUUGUUACAGAAGAGCAGUACGAGCUUUACUGUGAGAUCGGCAGCACCUUCCAGCUGUGCAAGAUCUGUGCAGAGAGGGAUAAAGACAUUCGGAUUCAGCCCUGCGGGCAUCUCCUGUGCCAGCCCUGCCUCACAGGCUGGCAGAAGUCAGAUGGCCACACCUGCCCGUACUGUCGCUGUGACAUCAGAGGGACAGAGGCCAUCCUCAUAGAGCCCUACCUGCGGGGCAGCAUUCAGUGGGAGGACGAGGGAGAUGAUGACGGCAAUGAUGAAGACCACGAGGACAUUGAACUGGUUGUUAAGGAAUUAGCAGCCCUGAGGAAGUUCUCAAGUUUGGAGUUCCAAGCUGCGGGCCCAAGCAACAUAGCUCCACCACUUCCUCCUAAAAAUGUCCCUGCCACACACUACACAACUCCCUCCAGGCAAUCUCUGGCAUCUGACGGCAUGAUGAUGGCCAAACACACUGACUCUUUUUUGGGUCUGAGUGGAAGUGAAGCAAACAGGCACCAACCACAAGCAAGCUGUGCUGAAUUCUCCAGAGAAGCUAAUUUUCCAUCUUCCUCUCAGGGUGAAUUUGAAGUGGCGUGGAUUGGACCCGCAGUCAAAGAAAGAAAACCUAAGGGAAAGGAGGAGAGUGGAAGAAAAAGAAGAAAAGACAAAAGUAACCUUGGAGAGAUGACAAGAACUAUGUCAUCCUGAGGGGCAAGCACCAUAUGAAAGUAAAAAUCUGUAGUAAACAACAACUGGGAACUGAGAUAACUUUAUACAAGAGAUCCACCUACAAUGAAUGUAACAAUGGCUUUGAACUAACAAUUGGCAGUAAAAGACUUUGUGCCAGCUGCACUGCUAAAAAUGAGAGAUCUAGGCGGGACAGAGAAAGAACAUGAAAAAAAAAUCCCCCUUUUACCUCCUGCUGUUCAGUAAUCACAUUGUCAUUAUCUAAGCACUGAAUUCAGCACUAAUUUCUAAACAUAGUCUCACACACUGUCUACUGUGUGAUUAAAGCGUUUAAUGAGCCUCCCAGAAAAUAUAUAAAUAAGUUAAUACAAUUAAAUUAUGAGGACAGAUGAGAGAGGCUAAUUUGAUAACUAGGAUAGUUAUAUUGCUACCUCUUGUAAUGAAUAAUAUUCUCAUGAAAUGCAUGUAAAUGAAAGCCUCUGUAUGACUAGAACAAGCUGCCUUAUAUAGACCAUAGAAAUAAAUCCGAAACUGAUAUGUAUUUGGAGAUUUGUUUGACCUUGGGAUAGCUCAUUAUGAGCAUGAAAACAUGAAAACGCACGUGAAAAAUAAAUAAUUACACCAAGGGGAGGGAGGGUUUCUUAUUUCUUUUCAUUAAGGCAGUUGUGCUGACUCAAAGUAUGUGUAAAAAAAUAUGAUAAGAUUUCAGUUGAAUAACGAGAAAGAGGGGAAAAUGCAAGCAAACAAAAUAAACACAAAAAAUAUCAGUGAAAGGAGGAGAAAAAUGUGAUAUUUCAGGUCAGAGCUGUCAGAAUGAAUUCACUUCAUGGAGGAACUCACACACUUUGGUGUGGAUGCUGCUGGAGCAGCUGGGUGUGCAAACGCAGCCCCGGAUGUUAACUAUAAGAACAUAGAAAAUUCCCUGGUCGUCUCCACGAACUAAGGUUUUUAUGUUCUUAUGUUUUUCGUGUUGUAUUUCUCUCACUGAAACCACCUUCUUCACCAUCCGUGACAGUUUCCCCGUCCAGGCACAGGAAAAGGGAGUCGUCCUCAGUUUCCUAUCCUGCAGGUUAAGGGAUGGUUGCAGCUGCCUCAAUCAUGAUACAGAUAAAGGAGCUUUGGACGUUUGCUGUUACUCGAUAUCCUCAAUAUCCAAUGAAUGAGUGCGGUGUGUGUAUGAGAGAGAAAUAUGUUGGUGGAGGCUCUAAAAGAGUAGGUUUAAGUUUGACGGAUUCUCAAUCUAAGCCCAAGUUGCUCAGUUUAAGCCCCCGUUUCCUCAAGGCUCUUCUUUUAGCUUUAGGCAUUUUAACUGCUUUUUUUCAUAUUAAACACAAUGUUGAUAGAUUUUAUUCUUCCUUGUUUUGAUAGCUGUUACGUGCUGAUGAGAUAUAAUUUGCAACAGUUUAAAAAACGGUUUAAAAAACGGUUUUAAUUCAAGACCUUGUAUCUGUGACUGCUUGUUGAUAUAGAAAAAUAUUCAUCGAAACAAUCCUCAUCACAAAUAUUAUUUACAUCUGUUGUGGGAAACUUUGACUGCAGCAUUGUUUUUGGAGAGAACAGAUGGACUAAAACCAGGCACUAAAACCAGGUAUUUUGGGAGAAAUUAAUCUGUCUUGAUUGUGAAUAUUGAGCAAUGUAAGUUGGUUUAUUUUGAAAUGCACAAUAAAGUUUUCUUGAAAACA